Molecule: messenger RNA, 1437 nt
Organism: Purpureocillium lilacinum
Lineage: Eukaryota; Fungi; Ascomycota; Sordariomycetes; Hypocreales; Ophiocordycipitaceae
Source: RefSeq, a predicted model, not a curated record
AUGGCCCAGGAAACCGAUACUCCCGCCUGGAAGGCCAGUCUUUUAGAAGGCAUUACGGCAUUCCCCCAUGUCUACACCAUUGUUACCUGCGCCGACACUACCCACGAUCUGUCCCCGGUCUUUGAAGCCGACAAAGAUGCAUACUACGCCAGACAGGUACAGGAGUACUGCGAGCACAUCCAGUCAUCCCUCCACGCCAAAGCCAGCAUUUUCCAUGAGGAAGUUCAGACCCUCCGUGACGAGAAUCGCGACCUGAAGAAGGAGGUUGCCACACUCAACAAGGUGAUCGAUCGAGUCGGCGCUCCUAAGCAUACCGAUGGCCAGCUUCUCCGUCGCCAGACCCGAGACCACCCCACGUUUAAUGCCACCGAGAAAGAUAUCGAGAAGCGACAAGAAGAGUAUGUCGGCUGGCGCUCCAAGGCUAUGCGCAACUUAGCCGUGGAUAAGACAAUCUACAACACUGAGUUCCGCCGUUUGCAAUACAUUGGCAGUAUGCUUGAUGGCGGCGCCUACACGCUUGUCCGCCAGAGCCUAGAUGCGAUUACAAUGAACCCCGACGAUACAGAACUAUGGGAAUGGAAGACUGCCGACGACCUCAUUGAGUUCCUUAACGGCCAAUACGAAACCAUCGACCUCGAUCGCACUGCCAGCCGCAACUUCGACAACUAUUUCAUGACGAACAAGCCCUUUGAGAAUUUUAUCGCCGAGUUCAAUAAGCUUGCAACCCUCGCUGGCAAGACUGAUAAGCAGAAGGUUGAAGCCCUCCAACUCAAAGUAUCCAAUGAGGUCAUCGACGAAGUCAUGCACCGCAGCGGCAAACCUGGGAAUGACGACUGGCCUGGAUGGAAAAAGCUGUGCCAGGACGUCUACAACGACCUUGAGCAGAGCAAACACAUCAGGAAGAUGCGUAGCCGACGUGAGCCCGGCCACCGCACCGCCCCUGAGAACCCCCGCCCAAACAUCCCGGCAGCUCCAGCCGCGCCCACUGCUGACGCUGGCGAGCCCAUGCAACUUAGUACGUCCUCGACCUCCGAAGCUCGCCGACGCGAGCGCCAGGAACGGGGCCUCUGUUACUACUGUGGCGGAACCCACAGGAUCCGCGACUGCCAGGAGAAAAUGAACAACGAUGCCAAGUACAGCGUUCGGAAUAACACGCCACGCAGUGACGCCGCUCGUGCUCGUGGCCACGGCCGUGGCAGCUACUACUCCCCUCGUCCCUCGUCCCAGGUCCCGAAUGCAACACACCAACCCCAGCCCCAGUACCGACAACUCCAAGGCUUCCCACCGGCCCAGCAAUACUACGCGCAGCCCCCCUACCUUAGUCCUACCUUCAACCGCCUUCACUCCAUGGACCAAGGCUUUAUCGAGUCUGACACCAGCAGCUUAACCGACGCCAGAUCAACCCCAGACACAGAUAGAUCCCAGGGAAACGUCUAA